Molecule: messenger RNA, 1364 nt
Organism: Schizosaccharomyces cryophilus OY26
Lineage: Eukaryota; Fungi; Ascomycota; Schizosaccharomycetes; Schizosaccharomycetales; Schizosaccharomycetaceae
Product: translation initiation factor eIF3h
Exons: 4
Coding region: 243-1319 (358 amino acids)
Cellular component (GO): cytoplasm; cytosol; eukaryotic translation initiation factor 3 complex
Molecular function (GO): metallopeptidase activity; protein binding; translation initiation factor activity
Source: RefSeq, a predicted model, not a curated record
GUUUACGAUGGUUACUAGAGCUCGGUAUUUAAGAGAAAAAAGUUUGCAUUUUUAUGCUGGAAAAAGCUUGUGAAUUUUGUUUUUCUUUAAUAAAAAGUUAAUAAAAUAAAAGAAUCGGUUUUUUCUUUAUGUGUAGGUGCUUUUCAAAAGUUGUUACUUUUGUCACUUUAGGUGCUUUGACCUUCCCUGUCUACUACUUUUAGUACUCUACACCAACUAACCAACGAGGAAAAUUGGGAAUCAUGUCAGAAACGACAUCUGUGAACAUCCCAGAGUUGGAAUCUCCCCCUGUCGAGAGGGUUGAGUUGGAAUCAAUGCUUGUGAUGAAUAUAAUAAAGCAUUGUCGUGAUUCCAUCACAAAUGUAGGCACUAUAGGUCAACUUGUGGGCAUUGACAUCGACGGUGUUUUGCAAGUUAGUAGUAGUUUUGAAUCCCCUUCUGUCCUUGAAAACGAGGAAUCGGCUGUUAAUAAGUCUGUUUCAGGAAGAGCACGUCAAGCUCAUACCGAAGCUACUUUGAAUCGUAUGCAAUACUUGGGUGCUGUUACUGGUCACGUUGGUUGGUACCAAGGAACCUAUGUUGGAGCUUUCCUUAACAGUUCUUUCUUCGUUGAGACCCAAUAUGCUUAUCAAAAGGAGAGCCCUAAUAGCAUUGCUCUCGUUUAUGAUUUAUCACAGUCUUGCAAUGGAUCUUUGAUUCUCCGUGCAUUCCAACUCACUCCUGAGUUUAUGGCUGCAUAUGAAGAAAAGACAUGGACUGUUACUUCUCUAAACAAGCACCAUGUUUCACCCGCUAACAUUGUGCGUGAAUUACCUGUUGCAAUCCACAACUCGCACUUGGCAACUUGUCUUCUUCACUCUCUUAGUGAGCCUUCUAAACCCUCGUCUUUGCUUUCAUCCGAAGCUGCUCUUGACUCAAUGGAGCGCGAAUUGCCUUUGACUGAAACUUUUAGCAAUUUCGAUCUCAACCUUGGAGUUGGUCACAAAAAGAAUCUCGAACAUCUCUUAGAGUCUGUCGAUGAAUACCAUUAUGAGCAAGGUAAUGUUGGUUUCCACCAACGUCAACUUGCCAGAGAGCAGGCCAAGAUUCAGCAAUGGUUAACCAAGAGAAAGGCUGAAAAUGCCAAUCGUGCUGCAGAAAACCGUCCUCUCUUGCCUUUAGACGAAUGGAAGCGCAUCUUUAAGCUUCCUGCUGAACCUCGUCUUCUCGACUCUUUGUUAAUAAGUGCUCAAAUUCGUCAACACUGCUCUCAAGUUGAUGAGCAAAGCUUGUCGUUUGUAUCUAAAUUAUCUGGUGUGCGUAACGCUUAUACUUCUUAGAUGAAUUUAAUAAAAGAACGGUGGCUUUGAUUUUGUGUAGACCUG